AUGGAGCCGGGCGCGGAGCCGGAGCCGGAGCCGGAGCCGCAGCCCGGCUGCAGGCUGCGGACCCUCCCUCCUGCCCCGCUGCGCUGCGCCGCGCCGCACCGCAUCGCCGAUGCUUCCCAAAAUAUCUCGCGGCUGCUGCUGCUUCUGUCCAUCGAGCAGACAUGGAAGCUGAAUCCGUCUGCAGAGCAGAUUGCUUGGGAGCAGCCACAUCCCCUGAUUUCUUUUGGUCUUUGUCUUUUGCAUCCAGAUGACAUUAUCAAGCGCCACAAGAAAGACCAGACGGACGCCCAGGCUGUCGGGAACCAGCGAAGGCAGCAGCUCGGGAACAGGAACGCGUAUGGGUACGGGAGGCCGCGGCUCCGUGCCUGGGUGCAGCGCAACCUGCAAGGACCCAAUAGAUUAAGAAGAGGAUUUGGACAACAGCAGUACAACCGGCAGCAGCGGAGGGGCACCAUACCCGGCCCAAGGAGAAGAACAGCCGUGACAUUAAAUGGAGUGAGCCCCUUAAAUCGCCAGAUUUCUACUCAAGAGGGCAACCAGAAUGAAGAAGGGUUCAGCAAAAGUGGUGACAGCGGACAGACGGGAGCACAGACCAGGCCCCUCCAGCACCCUCGGAGAUUCAGGACCCUGGGUGCCGCAGUCCAAGGCCCAGCGAGAAGCGGCCAGCCUUUCACCCUAAACAGGAGGCCGGCCUUCCAGCAGAAGCAGAUACAGCAGAGGCGAUCCAAGCCCGGCUUUUACAGAGGGCAAAACGAAGCCAGCAUAGCCGGGAAACCACCGUGGAUGAGAAGGUGGCAGCUGGCACCCAACCCUGGAGCAGUGCUGACCGUCUCCGUGGCAAAUCCUCAGGCAGGCCAAGGCAACGUCCCCUUCUCCAGGCCGGGAGCCAACCGUCCGUUCCUGAGAGGCAGGAGACCCCCCUUCCCCAGGCCGACCAAGCCCCAGCCCAAGGGAGUGAUGCUGAGGUUCAACUUCCGCGCCAUGGCGAACCAGACCAGCCUGACCCUGGACGAGCGGUUCUCCGGGCUGAGGAACAAGUGGCGUUUCAUGGCCGCCAGGAACGUGGGACGGAUGGUCACCAUGCCCUGAUGCCAUAUGCUCCCUGCGGGGCCGGCAGCCUGGCUCGGCCCAGCC
Messenger RNA from Alligator sinensis (Chinese alligator), 1134 nucleotides. RefSeq names its product UAP56-interacting factor-like. The transcript has 10 exons. Gene Ontology annotation, molecular function: mRNA binding. Gene Ontology annotation, biological process: mRNA export from nucleus. The coding region runs from base 1 to 1089 and encodes 362 amino acids. The record is from RefSeq and is a predicted model, not a curated record. NCBI's taxonomy places the organism in Eukaryota, Metazoa, Chordata, Crocodylia, Alligatoridae.